CGCACCAGAAAGUAUAUGGCCCGAGCAUGCAACUCCAUAAUCCCGCCGCCUAUUUCGAUGAUGAUGUUCCUCUUUCUCCAUUCGUUACGAACCUUUGUAUCAUCCUUGCGGAUGUUAGCCUCCUCCGCGCUCAUUCUUUCAUUCCUUUUCUCGGAGCGGCCAGCUGCUUCCGCCACCGGUAUGACUAGCGACACCGACGACCUACCCGCACUCCUCUCUAUCAAGGCUCAUUUGCACCCUUCCGCUUCCUUGUCCUCAUGGGACAGCCACAACUCCAGCACUGCCUUCUGCCAGUGGCCGGGGGUGACAUGUGGUAACAGCCAAAACCCCGGAAGGGUGACUUCCCUGGACUUGGCCAAUCUUGGCCUCACGGGUUCCAUAUCUCCCGACAUCGGCAACCUGACCUUCCUCAGGAGCCUCAACCUCUCUCUCAACAGCCUACAAGGCCAGCUGCCGCCGGAGCUUGGCCGUUUGUCCCACCUCGAGUCUCUCCUUCUGAGACGAAACGCUCUCGAAGGCAGAAUUCCUGGCACCCUCGCCAACUGCUCCAGCCUGUGGCGGAUAAGUCUAAGUUCCAACAGGCUCGCCGGGGAAAUCCCGGCAGAGCUUGGUGCACUCCCCGAGCUCCAAAUCCUUAGCCUCCAUUACAACGACAUCGGCGGGAGAAUCCCUGCUUCCCUUGGGAACCUCUCGUCGAUGACUCACAUCGAUCUCGUCGGAAACAGAGUGACGGGCACCAUACCCCCGAGUCUAGGAAGACACCAAAGCUUAGUGCAUAUCUCUGUCACCGGGAACUCACUGACAGGGGCGAUCCCCGCCAACAUUUUUAACAUGUCGUCCCUCUGCUACUUGUACGUAGGGUAUAACCAGCUCUCUGGAACACUGCCACCUGACAUGGGCAACACGCUUGUCAAUCUCCAAGUACUUCAAGCAUUUGGUAACACUCUCGAAGGUCCGCUUCCUAUCUCACUGCCAAAUGCUUCCAGGCUUACAGAAAUCGUUCUGCCAUAUAACAGACUUAGUGGCCCUCUGCCUCGGGAUAUAGGCAGACUAAGAUAUCUCUCUUCGUUGAGUCUUCGUGACAAUAGAUUGGAAGCAAAGAAAGCAGAGGACUGGGAGUUCCUCGCUUCCUUAGCCAACUGCAGCAAUCUCCGAACUCUGGAUCUGGGAUGCAACAAGCUGGCGGGGACUCUGCCCGCAGCUAUAUCCAAUCUAUCGACACAAUUGAGAUGGCUUGGGUUGGGAGGAAAUGAGAUCCAUGGAAGUAUUCCUGCAGGGAUAGGGCGUUUCACCCACCUCCACAGGCUUCACUUGGAUCAGAUGGCCCUCGCAGGUGACAUUCCUGCAGCCAUUGGCAAGCUUCAGAAUCUGCACAUCUUGUCCCUGAACGGUAAUCGAUUGUCGGGAGUUCUUCCGUCCACUGUUGGCAACCUUACCCAGCUGGAAAGACUAUACUUGAACGAUAACAGCUUGCAGGGAGAGAUUCCCAAGAGCUUUCACAACCUGCAACGGUUGACAGUGUGUGAUUUGUCAUUCAACGAGCUUGAGGGCAGCAUUCCUAAAGAACUAGCGGAGCUUUCCUCCUUGACUCGAUACCUCAACUUGUCGCAUAACUUGUUGACAGGGCCUUUACCAUCAGAAUUUGGAAGCUUGAAGAAUCUUCAAGUGUUGGAUAUAUCAGAUAACAGACUAUCUGGGGAAAUUCCAAGCACCUUAGGAGAAUGCCAAGUCUUGCAGUACCUCUACCUGCAAAGGAACCACCUUCAAGGAACAAUUCCAGACUCUCUAGGUAGUCUAGGCGGCAUACAAGUGUUGGAUCUCUCCGGCAAUCAUUUAUCAGGACCCAUCCCACUGACCUUCGAGCGACUCCAACACAUGAAGUUUCUUAAUCUUUCGUUAAACGAUCUCCAAGGCCAAGUGCCAGACCAAGGGGGUUUCAAGAACGCCAAUUUGUACUCAGUCGCUGGGAAUGAUAAGCUGUGUGGAGGAAUCCAAGAGUUACAUUUGCAGCCAUGUUCCAGACUUGUUCUGGGAAAGAAGUGUGGGUUUCCUGCAGUUAGAUCACUCAUCUCAUUUGUGUUUAUUGUGUCACUACUUGUCCCGUCUCUAGGUAAAGCUUCUUACCUGGUCUGCAAGCAAAGAACGAGGAUCUACAUGCCUGCAGGCCCAUCUAAAAGACAGACAUCCAUCUUAGAAGUGAGACCAGGAGGAAGAAGUAUGUAACUUUAUCGAUCUAAUUCUGGGUACAUGUAAAAUAAAUGACGAUCAUAUCAAGGGAUAUAGAUCCCUUUUAUGUAGUAGCUUUUAACACGCCACUACAAACUUAAAAGAUGAUUUAGUAGAAACCAGCUCAAGUUUUGAAUGUAAGUAGUUAAAUUGCGGUGAGGAUAUGGGAAGACGAGGACCAGAUCGAUCAGGUUAUCUAUCACAGGAUCAGAGACCAUAAGGAGUGGCAGCGUUUGUGGUACGCAGCGACGGAGGAUUUGGAUCUCAACUGUGCUCAACGAUGGAGGAUCCAAAUCUCGACUAUGCUUAGCGACGAAGAAUCUAGAUCUCAGUUGUGCUCCAACGGAGACAGAGGGUUGUGCUCAACGAGAAGGAUUCAGAUCUCGGCUAUACUCAACAAUAAGGAUCCAGAUCUCAGCUAUGCUCAACUGGGAGGAAGAGUUGAGUGGGACCCAGCCAAGAGAUCUGAGAAGGAAGUCCGCCUGAGCGGGACUCAACCAAGUGUCAACGUCGACAAACUCGAUGAGCAGAUGGGAAGAUGAAAAGCGACGACAAACCCGUUGAACUCGAACCAGGAGCUUCUACCACUCGCAAUGGAGGAGGAAAAACGGUGGGGCCACGACAAGCAGGCAAACUCUGCGAUGAUGAACUCACCAUGGAUGAGUAGAGGAGUCUACUUGAGGCACCCGAAACGGAUGGUGGAGGAUGGUGGCGGGCGGGAAGAACAAGCGGGUAGGAAACAGAGAGCUUCCCGCUGCCACUCGCAGUAGAGGAGCAGGAAAAGCGAUGGAGCCAAGGCGAGUAGAACCAGGAGGUACUUGAACUAGAGCUUGGUGGCGGGCAAGGCUGCAGUAGCUAUGCUCAGUGACGAAGGAUCCAGAUCUCGGUUGUGCUUGACUGGGAGGAAGAGUUGAGUGGGACCCAGUCACGAGAUCCAAGAAGGAAGUUCAUUUGAGUGCGACC
Musa acuminata AAA Group (dessert banana) is the source of this 3189-nucleotide messenger RNA. Its product is annotated as receptor kinase-like protein Xa21. The record is from RefSeq and is a predicted model, not a curated record. The transcript has 2 exons. Lineage: Eukaryota; Viridiplantae; Streptophyta; Magnoliopsida; Zingiberales; Musaceae. Bases 16 to 2223 code for a protein of 735 amino acids. Gene Ontology annotation, molecular function: protein binding.